Molecule: messenger RNA, 7734 nt
Organism: Venturia canescens
Lineage: Eukaryota; Metazoa; Arthropoda; Insecta; Hymenoptera; Ichneumonidae
Gene: nsl1
Product: non-specific lethal 1
Exons: 12
Coding region: 2517-6332 (1271 amino acids)
Cellular component (GO): NSL complex
Molecular function (GO): histone acetyltransferase binding
Source: RefSeq, a predicted model, not a curated record
AGAGGCGGAAAGUGAAUUUCACGAUCUCGCGCAAUUUUUUCUAAUCACGGAUGUUAAAAAUAAGCAGGCUCAAAUUAAUAAAGUGCAAUUUAAGGUGAAAGAAGAUAUAAUAAAAACGAAUAACCCAGCAGCGAACUAUAAAAAUCGCGAAUUGUGACAUUGCCCAGAGCGUGAAAAUAUUGUUCCAAACGAAAUUUACUGUCGAACUCAGCGGUUUCAACGGGAUUCAAAUUUCCGCUGGUUCAAAUGUCAUGGGUAAACCAACAAUUGACAAAUUACGUCGUACUUCCCGGAUAACUAUUUGUAAAAUUCUGCAAUGCCUAGCUGGAAAACAAAAAUGGGGAGUGGUCGAGCUUUUGCAUAUCGCGUGACGCUUGGAAAAGAGUAAAUCGAUAGAGGCGUCGCGACAUUUUCGUCGCGGUGGGAGGGAGUUACCUGAUAAAUGAAAGCGUAGUUGUUUAUAAGUGGCGGGAAAUCGAGAAUGCGUCGUUGGCAGAUGCCAUUAGCUAGCGACAUGAUUCAUAAAACGGAUAUUUUUCGCAAUAGUUUUCAUUAUUGUGUGUCGGUAGAGUAAAUUUCUACGGAAAGGAAAAUACCAUACGUAACAUUGUAAACGCGGCAGCACGGUAGCGGAGCGAAUGCGACAAUGCCAUUGGCUCCGAAUUUUAAUAAAGCGACAUCCGGCUGUCGAAAGCGGCAUGUUGAUUGGUCAAUUCAGCCCGUUGUCCGUUGCGCGAGCAGACUCGUGCCGAGGCCGAGUGAUGGGCGAAGUUGAUCGAAAGAAUUUCCGUAGCUAAUCGCGCAACAAGCGACAAAAGUACCGACGAAAUAUUUAUUGAUAAAGUAGUCUCGAGAACGCAGGGUUUCUACCAUAGUUUUAUUUUCUUUCUCAUCGCGGUGUAAGAGACGCCCUGUUGUGAAAUAACGCGUGACGUCGCGUGUAUUGUUUUCCUUUUUUAUUACCCCGUCUGUGAGAAUCCUCCCAAGUGUGCUUCUGCCGUUCUCUGCCUGCAUAAUACGCAGAAAAAAGAAUUAAAAAAAGAAAAAAAAAUAAAUCGCUGUUCUCAUUUCCUGUGUUCCCUAUCUCUCUCUCUCUCUUUCUCAGCGCGAAUCGAAAUCGUAAGUGCAAAAGCGUAUUUGAUUCACCUACUACGAAAUCCAAAAGUGCAAUGGCAGUGUGUCCGCUCCAACGAGUGAAACGAGUCUAAAGAUUAGUGUCCAACGAAUAUUGAGAAAGAGAAAGAGAACGUAUAAACGAGGAUGUGCGCGUUGUGGUGACCCACGUUCUUUCGUCCUAAUCCGUACCCGGAGUGUGAGUGUACGUGUAUGUUCCGCGGCCAAACGGAAGGGAAAAAAGUCUGCGUAGACGGAAUAGCAAGAAUGAACAGAACGGAGUGAGAAAGCGAUAACGUGAAACGAAAAAAAAAAAGAGAGAGGAGUAGAAGAGCCGCCCAUAACCGCCUCGGGCAAGCGAGAGCGCCAGCUAUCGGCGAAAGUGCGAGUGAGAGGAAGCAAGACGGAAUAACGAAAUCGCGCAACGUGAGGACAAGAGAGAGGAGGCUGAGGGAGCGGCGAGGAAACGCGGAGCGCGAAGCGCGGAGCGAGGAGAAGGCGGUGCAGGCCAGUACACUACGGGACUGCUCUGGGGAAGCUUCGCGCUUGCUCUCUUCUAUUCUAUGUGUGUGUGUGUGUGUGUGUGUGAGUAUGCGAACGGAGCGUCGCGAUCGGAAAGUGAAGAAUCGAAAAAAUAUAUAUACAUACACGUAUAGAUACGCGAAAAGUGAUUAGUGUACCUUGCACGCUCUUGUGUUACUUGUGUAUGUAUCCGCGCCCGCGUGUGUGUUUGCAUAUGUGCUCGCGUGCAUUUAGUGUACGAUAACGUGAAAAUACCGAAAAAUAAUAGUAACAGUGGUCGGAGAAAAAUUCGGUAUUUACUACGCACGGCAGUUCAAAUCUUUCAAGAUUUCGUUCCCUGUAUCUAGCACUCGCUCUCUCCUCUCUUGGAGUUUUUGGUAUCGUGUAGUGGCGGUGCGCGGUUCGGCGAGCGCGUGUUUUUUCGUCUGAAGACCUGGGUGUGACGGAUAUACGAUUAUACAUCCUGUAAUACGUAAUAGUGGACGAAAAUUUAUCCCCUAGACGAUGGGAAUUUAAAAAAUUGGACGAAGAAAAGAGCGUCAUCGAUUUGUCAAGUUUUUAGGCUACGGCAAGGACGGAUAAAAAUGCUAUCACGGUGAAACUAGAUUCGUCCUCGAAGAGUUCCGAUCAAAUUUUCCGCUCGAGAUGAUGAAAAAUAAGGAGGCUUUCGCGUUGCCAAUCGAGAUCGUCUAGCUUCGUUACUAAUUAAUCCGUUGAAGUAAAUCGAGUAUUCAUUGAACCGAGGAUAACGAGUGAGACGAGUGCAUACACAAAAGGAGCGAAGGAGCAGCCUGUAUUCCAGUCGAUAUUCUUGCAUCUGGAUAUUUUCAUUGUUGAUAAAGAAAGAAGAGCGAGGAAGAGGAGAGGCGGACGAUGGAUGAAUGGGAGUGAGCACGGUGCCUGAGCAGCGCAGCUGUGGGCGGCGGGGUGACGGCGGGUUGUUGCCUCUGGAUGUCGAGGCAGCAGCACCUGCAUCGUCAGUGGCAGUGAUGGCCCCUGCUCUGACGGAAAGCGGUCCACAAAAGCCUGAAAAUUUGCUAAACCCCUUACCGGCUGGUGGAUUUCUCUCCGCUGAACAGGCUGCCCAGGUCUGUCAGAAUCGCGAAGUCCUGGCAAAGUUCGUCGUAUCAGCGAGCGUCCAGCCGUCGAAGAUAGACGAUCGGUGCCUGCGCGGUAUACCAAAGGAUCUGAUUCGUGAUGUCAUCAAUUCGUCAAAGUACAGCAACGGUCUCGAUAGCCUGUCGACAUAUCGCAACGAGAACGAGGUUGUCGACACGGAAGCUGAUUUGAUUGUCGCGGCUGCCGCUGUUGCCGCUGCCAUAAGGGAAGUUGACGUAAACGACGACGAGGUUGACGAAGUCGGUGAUAACGUCCCUAAAAAGCACAAUAUCACAUCGUCGUCGUCGUCAUCGUCAUCCUCGUCAUCAUCAUCAUCCUCGUCAUCAUUCACGAAGAAUAGAUUUUUCAACAAGGAUACCGCCAACAAGGAUAAUUGCAUCAACAAAACAGCGAGGCGAGAUUCUGUCAUCGACGCGAAGAACGAAAACAGCAGCAGCAGCAAAAAUUCUUCCAACCAAGAGGCGAAAGAAUCCUCGGAGAAUCGAUUUUUUAUAAUGAGCAGUGAUUCCUCCGCUGGUCAACGGACCGAAGAUAUGGGUUUUACUAAAACAUCAACGACAACGUCAUCAGCGUCAAUAACGAAUUUUAACGACGAUAUCGUCAUGGGUAACUCGACGGAUUUGGAGCCGAGACUGGUAAACAGUUUGGGCUCGAUCGUAAAUACCGAUUUGACCUCCGUCGUUGAGAUCGAUGACAAGGACGAUCAUCUCGACGUCGAUCGUAUUGUCGGUACUUUUACCACGGAUGAUUUGCCGAACGAGGCGAUCUCCGGUAUCGGCGGUGUCGUCAACGACAUUGGCCAGAACGUCGAAGAAAUAUUGCAAGUCAUUAAAUCCAUGGAAGGCGCCGAAUCCGUUGGCUCGAUCGCCAAUGAGAAUUCAUCGACCGAACCCUCUCAGAACGAGAUAUUUCCUAUUUCCGAAACUUUUUCCUCCUUCGAGAGAGAUUAUCUCAAUGACGUCGAUGUUGACGUUAUGAAUAGCCUCUGUACCGACAACAUAAACAUCGUUAAUAUUGAGAAUGUCGAGCAAGAUACCCAACAGCGGGGAGUAAGCGUUGACUUGGACGCGAUGCAAGAAAACUCGGAACAACGACAGUUUGAAACCGAGAGACGCUGCGCGUUCCUGUUACGGAGAUUACGAAAAUUACAAGCGAGAUUGUUGGGACGCCACGUAGCGGAGGAAACGACCGGUGUACUCGAGCUCGCUCAUCAUAGCGUGAAAAAAUAUUUUUUUCAAGAAAUGACUAACAUGGGAACGAAUAACGUCGGUAGAAAUUAUAGCCAAGAAAUUGGCGGUAGUCUCAGUGAUUUUAUCGCGAAAAUUGAAAAAUCCUGCGCCGUACAGAGCAACAGCGUUACCAAUCGACAACGCAACGUUUGUCGUUACUUUGGCGCCGGUUCCCGCGAUAAUUCCACCCUCUCCACCACGACCAACGAACGCACCGGUGGAAAUCCUCUAACGUCAAUGAGACUGGGGAUUUUCGGUAAUCCUCAGGUCAAUAUCGAUGGUACCGAGGUCGAGAAUGUCGCUGGCAAUCUCGCCAAGCAGAUCGAGAUCGUUGAGAGUAAUCUUGACUCGGAUUGCACGGCCUCGAGUUCUGGUGGCGAGAGCUGCGACGAGAUGCAGACUUUCAAUAAUCCACACCAACAAACACUUCCUAUCUCGAAGCGAGCUAGCUGGCGGUACGCUCAGGACCGUGCUGGCGUCGCGUCACGAUGGACGUGGUUACAAGCACAGAUCUCCGAUCUCGAGUAUCGCAUACGUCAGCACAACGAUUUGCAGCGUCAAGUUAGAUCGAGCAAGGGUCUUGUUGUCCUCGAAAAUUCUGAAACCGUGAAUGGUUAUAGCGGCGUAUUGCCUGGAUCAACCGGACGUUGCAAUACUACUGAAAUGACGGAACCGAUGGCUAGUCGAACGCGACCAUUUAUAUGGGGAAUUUAUCGUAAACGUAAAUUAUUGCAAGUCGAAAGACUCCACGAAUUGUCGAAGAGAGCGGCCAAGUCCUCGACCGUUCGUUGCGACUGUGAUCACAUUUUGCCGUCUUGUGCACUCUGUACCGGUCGCAGGGAUCCGAGACAACCCCAAGAACCGAUCGAAUUGUUAUCGAUCCCCGAAAGAAUCGCUCGAGUCGACCCGAGCUUUCAUCCUGUUCUUUCGUCCCCUGAUGACAUCGUUCACGGGACCCAUUUCGAGGCAAUUAUGAGAUCGGUGGAAUGGCAACAGAAAAUGUUGCGAGGAAAUCUUCGAAUGCCUCGAAUAAAGGACAAAGAGAGCGGAGCCGAAAAGAGAAGCAAAAAACCUCAACCACAACAACAGCAGCAGCAACCUCAACAGCAGCAGCAGCAGCAGCAGCAACAACAACAACCACAACAGCCACUAAUACCGCCGGAACAUAGAACAAAAUAUACCUCGAGAAUGAAAAAAUCUUCGAGUAUUCUCACCGCCAGAAUCAAGAGGAAGAUGCUGAAGGGAAAACGAGAACGUUCGAGUCACGGCCGAGUUCACGGUGGUACGGUUAGUGCGAGAAAAAGAGCUGCGAAAUUGACCCCUCAGCAACAGCUCGAAGACGACGACGAUGUCAGCGCCCUCUCGAGCUCGAGCAAACACUCGUCACCAGUGCCUUCCCCCUUGCAACAGCAUCACACGACAUCCACCAUUGUUGAAAAAAAUUCGAUAAAGGAAAAAACAUCAAAUUCUUACGGACGGCUGAGACAAAAUUCGUACGACAUUGAUAACAUCGUCAUACCUUAUAGCGUCGCAGCUUCUACGAGACUCGAGAAAUUACAAUACAAGGAAAUACUAACACCAAAGUGGAGACUGUGCGAAGAGAUUUCGAAAACGGAUGUGAAGAACGGUGUCGUGCACAGGCCUAGUCAAGACAGCGAUGUCGAAGAUGUUUCGGACGAAGCUAUUGCGAUGAGGCACGAGAGGAGCGAGCGCGAGGAGAACAAACGAUUCAUGACGUAUGUUAACAUGCCUCAUCAUGGACGGAUUCGGCAGAAUCGUCGAGCAGACAGUCGCGCAGACAGCGGAGCUAAUACUCCAGAUCCAAUGUCGCCACACGCAAGUGAUUUCGGAGGCGAUGUCACAUCUCCGAUCACUUCACCACCGGCGACACCCUCCUGUGUUAAUCCGGAUACGGAACAACAGCAGCCCCCGAGCCUCGAUGGACAGAGGGGUUCCUCGUUACAGAAUGCUAUACGACGGAGAACAAUCUCGACCAUGAGGCUCGUCAAAGACGACACGGGAACUCCUUUCACCGAGGAUGAUAACGAGCGGGCAUUUGAAAUUCAGAUACCACCGUACGACCCACGUAUAUUUCCUCUCACCGAGGAGACUUACGACAAAAUGCUCGAAGUUAUGCCGGACGGAUACUGGCAAGCAUCGACCGGGUCUCUCUGCUCUCGAGACGAAGAUAAGAUCGAAGAAGAAGCUGAGAUCGAAUCACCUGAAUCGGAUUCGACGGAAUCGGCAUGUUGCGAUGUUGAAGGCGAGGAUCCGAACGAUCCUGAAUGGACUGUAGCCGACGAUCGUGACACCGAGAAAGAAAGAAUUCGACCCACGGCCAAGAGAUAGGAGAGAAGAAUAUUUGUCAUUGCGAUAAUAACUAUAUUGAUAAUAAUGAUAACGAUAAUUCAUCAUCUCUCUGUAAUAAUACUACUCGUUAUGAGUGUUAUUUCAAUGCGAAAUUCGUCAAUCUCUCGUUGUUUAUCGUUAAGCGAAGAAUUACAUAAUUUUUCAUUCACGCUGACAACGUCGAUGACGAUAUUAUGGUUAUUUAUCGAUUGAUAAUGCAAGAAAGCAAAAAAAAACCAACCAACAUGAAAAACAACAAAACGUUACUACAUAAGCGGAUGCUACCUGUCAAUUGUUAUAUAUACCCCUGGGUAAUGUGACAUGCACCUUAAGUUAAUAGUAUUAUGAAUCUGUAAAGUGUAUUAUAAAUAUAAAUUUUAUAACUUCAUUGGGGAUUGGCCUUUACCUCGGUUAAUCAGCAGUUUGUGGAAACAAAAAACGAUGAAACGAUUGAAUCGAUGUAAAAAAAAAAAACAAACAAGAAACAAAAAGUGCUACAUGUAAUAUAGUGUCAAUUCUGUGUUUUGCAGUUGCGUCAAACUUCCUUAUAAAUGGGAAGUCAUUUUUUUCUACUGCUACUCUUUUUAUUUUAUUAUUACUUGAUGAUUAAUAUUAUUUUUAUCGCAGUAGGAUUAAUUAAUUGAACGGGCCAAAGCGUUAGAAUUUAUCCGUACUUUCUCAUGUAUUUUAUUUUUCCAUCUUUUCAUACAAUUUGUGUUUCAAGCGUUACACACAUAUUUCUCUUCCUUCGUUCCAUCUAUUUUACGCUGUAAUUUUUCUUUUGCCCGCACCCUCAAGACUUAUUAUUGUCGUUGAUUCAGAAGUCUCCAAAGAACUCGAAACGAUAAACCGGAAAUGGAACAACGUGUGACGUUUUUUUUUCUUUAUAUUUUGUACAAACGAAAAACUUGUUAUUUAUGAUUGUAAAAUGAAUUCGGUUACAAAUAUUUUGGUAUAUUUCGAUCAACGACAUUGGAAUAAAAAACAAAACAACCGUGUCAAGCUUCAGGUAUUAAUUUUUUCUCUAGUCUCCAGGCACUUAUUCUUUUCAUCACAAUUUUUUGUGAUUUUUUAAUAUUUUGAGCAAUUUUUUCGUACGCAGCGAAAAAUCACAUGUUUGAGCGACGAGUGCUUUGAAAGGCACUGUAAAAAUAUCUGGAAAACUUUUAAAUCGGACAAAAAUAAAUAAAAUAAAAUUAGUUUGAUCCAAAAGAAAUAGUUUCUGUAUGGAGGGUCUCCAUAUCCACGAGAACCACACUUUUUGUUUUGGUAAAUUGAGGUACGCAUAUCAGUCUCACAGUCUGACCAUUGUCGCCUGUAAUGAAAAGUUAAAACCACGAAAAUUAAUCUUGUAUAAAGAAGCUACUAAAUUUUUUUUGUGAAUUAAAAGUACAGGAACGUA